Molecule: messenger RNA, 1536 nt
Organism: Fusarium keratoplasticum
Lineage: Eukaryota; Fungi; Ascomycota; Sordariomycetes; Hypocreales; Nectriaceae
Product: Serine O-acetyltransferase
Exons: 1
Coding region: 1-1536 (511 amino acids)
Biological process (GO): L-homoserine metabolic process
Molecular function (GO): homoserine O-acetyltransferase activity; L-serine O-acetyltransferase activity
Source: RefSeq, a predicted model, not a curated record
AUGAGGUCUUGCCGGUCCCUCGCGGCGUCGAGCCGCCAGCUCAGAACCGCACUGGCUGCCCCUGCAGGCUCUCUGCGACCAGUUGUGCUCGAAGCGCAGCGAGGUUUUGCACAUUUCGGAUCUCGCCAGCUUCACUGCUCGAGUGUCCGGAAGUCGGGGGUUGCUUCUAACCCUGCCAUGUCGUUUCCUUGUCUCGAUGCUUUGGAAACUCGAUCUGCCAAGCUUAGCAACGACGACUCUAGCGAUACCGAACCCUCGUACACGUCCGGAGCCACUCUCAACUACCUCUGCAAGGAGCCCCUCCUACUCGACUGGGGUGGUAUCCUCCCCGAGUUCAAUAUUGCCUACGAGACCUGGGGCGAACUCAAUGCCGACAAGUCGAAUGCCAUCCUCUUACACACUGGCCUGUCGGCCUCCUCCCACGCUCACUCGACAGAGGCAAACCCGAAGCCUGGCUGGUGGGAAAAGUUUAUUGGACCUGGAGGUCCUCUCGACACAAACAAGUACCAUGUCAUUUGCACAAACGUCAUUGGCGGCUGCAAUGGCUCAACAGGGCCAAGCAGUAUAGACCCAGGCAAUGGCGAACGAUAUGCGACUCGAUUCCCUAUCCUUACCAUGGGCGACAUGGUCCGCGCUCAGUUCCGUCUUCUCGAUCACCUUGGCGUUGAUAAGCUGUAUGCCUCAGUAGGCUCGUCUAUGGGUGGCAUGCAGUCUCUCGCCGCAGGUGUUCUCUUCCCCUCGCGAGUUGGUCGCAUUGUGUCUAUCAGCGGAUGCGCUCGGUCUCACCCUUACAGUAUUGCCAUGCGACACACUCAGCGACAGGUGCUCAUGAUGGACCCCAACUGGAACCGAGGCUUCUACUACGGCAAGGUUCCUCCUCACGCCGGUAUGAAGCUUGCCCGUGAGAUUGCCACUGUCACAUACCGAUCCGGCCCUGAGUGGGAAAUGCGCUUCGGCCGUCGUCGCGCCGACUCGAGUAAACCGCCGGCUCUGUGCCCCGACUUCCUCAUCGAGACGUACCUCGAUCACGCCGGUGAGAAGUGGUGCCUCAACUACGACCCCAACAGUCUGCUAUACGUCAGCAAGGCUAUGGAUCUAUUCGACCUCGGCAUCGAGAAUCAGCGAGCCACACGCGACCGUCGUGCCGAACGUGAGAAGCAGGUUGCCUCAGGCGAAGCCUCAACCCUCUCGUCAGAUGCCUGCAGUCUUACCCUUCCCGCACAGCCAUACGAGGAACAACCCAACUCACACCCCGACCCAUCAGACGAAACUGCCGUGCCCGGCUCCCGACCUCCCGAGGACUUGAUCCAUGGCCUAGCGCCCCUACGCGAUAUUCCAACACUGGUCAUGGGCGUCGCGAGCGAUAUCCUUUUCCCAGCUUGGCAGCAACGCGAGGUGGCAGAGGCGGUUCGGCUGGCGGGUAACAGGAACGUCACACAUAUGGAGUUGAGCGAGGAGAUGAGCAUGUUUGGGCAUGACACAUUCUUGCUUGAUUUGAAGCACAUUGGCGGUAACUUGCGCAUGUUUUUGGAUUAA